Messenger RNA from Trichoderma gamsii, 1440 nucleotides. RefSeq names its product O-methyltransferase. The record is from RefSeq and is a predicted model, not a curated record. The transcript is spliced from 4 exons. The coding region runs from base 1 to 1440 and encodes 479 amino acids. Gene Ontology annotation, molecular function: O-methyltransferase activity. Lineage: Eukaryota; Fungi; Ascomycota; Sordariomycetes; Hypocreales; Hypocreaceae.
AUGGCGAAACUCAGUAUCCCGUCUAACGAACGUAACGGUUCGGCUACGGCUGCUGGUCAGCGCACAACAAGCGCAGCAGCAUCCCAAGAGCCUCGCAUGGGAGUGCUGGCCGAAAUUAUCCGCGUUGAAACAGAAAAGUUGGAAACAUAUCUCAAAGAGCACGGCAUCACUCAACCGAGUUUUCAUGUAGACGCUCCUCUCGAUUUCCCCCACUUGCCCGACGAGAUUCAGGAGAGCCGCCAGAAGAUUGUCUUCGCCACGAAUGAGCUGGCAAACCUCGUUAGGGGCCCUCGAGAGAGUGUGAGAUUUAGUGCAUGGAGUUAUCUGGACAGCUUGAGUCUGCAACUUAUCAACAGCUAUCAGCUUGCUAAGCUCGUCCCCUUGGACGCCCCUAUUUCGUUGAAAGAACUUCAGUCCAAGACUACUCUGGAACCAAUCUUUCUUGCUCGUACUCUACGCUACGCUAUGACAAACUACAUGUUCUACGAGCCAUCUCCGGGAUACAUUGCCCACACUGCCAAUUCUCGUGUUCUAGCUCAAGACUCUUCACUUCAGGCCUGGGUUGGCUUCAACUCAGACAGCUGUUUUCCUGCCGCUGCCAAGGUGCCAGACGCCUUGAAAGGGCACCCCGAGGCCGUCGAGCCGACUCAUGCAGGGUUCAAUUAUGCUUUCGACACAGUAGGCAAAGAGCCCAUGUAUGCGACUCUCGCCAAGAAGCCUAUUGAAUCCGAUCGCUUUGCUCGCGCCAUGGUAAGCUUCACACACGGAGAGGGCUAUGAAGUCAGCCACCUGGUGGACAACUAUGACUUUUCAGACGUCGAUGCGCGUGGGGGCACAUUCGUGGAUAUCGGCGGCAGUCAUGGUUUUGUAUCGGAGGCUUUGGCAAAGAAAUGGAAGAAUGUCAACUUCAUCGUGCAAGACAGGCAAGAAAUGGUGGAUUCUGCCCCAAAGCCCGUCUCCGAGGAUCCAACAGUGGCAGAAAGGCUCUCCUUUCAAGUUCACGACUUCUUUAAAGAGCAGCCUGUCAAAGGCGCAGAUGGUGAGCCGACCUCUUGUUUCCUGAUUCAGUCGCCUCGAUUCCCUCUCUCGAGUACAAAAGCUAACAGAGUGCUAGUCUAUUACUUUCGAUGGAUUCUUCAUAACUAUUCUACGCCGUAUGCUGUUAAAAUUCUCAAAAGCCUCAUUCCUGCACUCAAGCCAGGAUCCCGCAUCGUCAUCAACGAUUACUGCAUCCGGGAACCGGGGUCAGAGACUCUGUGGGAUGAUAAGCUCCUGAGAAGUCUAGAUAUGAUCAUGGGGGUUCUCUUCAACUCGCAAGAGCGAGACGAGCAGGAGUUCCGCGAUCUAUUCAAGGCUGCCGACCCUAGAUUUCACUUCAAGGGCGUCCUAAGAGUCGAAAACUGUAAGAUGAGCGUUAUAGAGGCAGUAUGGGACGAGUAG